CCUCACCUUCAGCCACCUCCACCUCUCACCUUCUGCUAUGAUGUUAUGAAGCUACCAACAAACUCAACCAUCUCCAUCUCACGAUGAACUGCCAAAAAUGCCGGGCCCCGCUGAAGCUCGACAGCUCGCUGGAGAGCCUCAACCCCGCCGCCUUCAACCUGCUCGUCGGCUCAGCCCACGAACCCCCCAAAGCCCUCCCACCAUCUAGACCCGCCUACCCCCCGGAGCGCAAAGCCCUCUACGACGCCGCCUCCCGCUCCGACGCCCCCGCAACCUACAAACGCACCACCCCCACCAACCCGGGAAUGUCCUUCGUCCUCCUCUCCUCCUCGGAAGCCGCCCCCCCCGCCCUCUCCCCUCCCUCCACCAAACGUUCUUCCUCCCCCACCUCCCCAACCACGCCCCCUACAAGCACCUCCCACGAAACCGAGCGCGCAAACCGGCUCUUCGCCCUCCUCUCCGCCCGCUCCGACAUCGACCACCCCAUCUGCACAGAAUGCACCUCCCUCCUCCUCAGCUCGCUCUCCGCGCGCCUCUCCGCCUCCCUCCGCGAGCGCGACGCUUACACCGCAUUCCUCACGCACCUGCACCAAACAGCACCCACGCCCUCCUCCCUCGCCGCAGCCGAAACCUCCCUCUCCUCCGCCCGCGACGCCGAAGAAGCAGCCACCUCCUCUCUACUGUCUCUCGAACGCACACAAACCGUUCUAGCGGCCGAACUCGCCUCGCUCUCUGAAUCCGCUGCGAGUCUAGACGCUGCUGAAGCGGAGUUCUGGCACUCGCAUAAUACUUUCUCUACCAACCUCGCCGCGGCGCAGGGAACGCACGCUUCGCUCUCCGCGGCUGCUACACAUGAUGCGCGUCUCCUAGACCUCUUGCAGCGCACAAACGUGCAUAACGACUCCUUCCCCAUCUCUCACGACGGGACGUUCGGGACGAUAGCGGGGUUACGGCUCGGUCGCCUCGCGGCGCAUCCGGUGGAUUGGCCGGAGAUCAACGCAGCGUGGGGACAUACGCUGCUUCUUCUUGCGACGGUGGCGAAGGCGCUGGAUGUCAAGGUUCAGGGGUAUGAGAUGCAGCCUCUCGGUUCUACGUCGAGGAUUGUGGCUAUGAGGGGGGGGAGGAAGGUUGUGCUGGAGCUGUAUACGAGUGGAGAUUUGCCGCUGGGAUUGACGUUUUUGCAUCGGCGGUUUGAUGCGGCGAUGGUGGCGUUUUUGGCGUGUUUGAAGCAGGUUGGGGAGGGGGUGGGGGGGAGGGCGAUGCCGUAUAAGAUUGACGGGGAUAAGAUUGGGGGGGAGUGUAUUAGGCUUGGGGUGGCGCAGGAUGAUGGGUGGAGUAGUGCGUGUAAGUAUGUGCUUACUUGUUGUAAGUUUUUGUUGGCACAUGUUAGUAAUGCUGGGUUGGGGAGGAGGUAG
This is a messenger RNA of Pseudogymnoascus verrucosus, 1415 nucleotides long. RefSeq names its product autophagy protein. The transcript is spliced from 2 exons. Gene Ontology annotation, cellular component: phosphatidylinositol 3-kinase complex, class III, type I; phagophore assembly site; phosphatidylinositol 3-kinase complex, class III, type II. Bases 84 to 1415 code for a protein of 443 amino acids. Gene Ontology annotation, biological process: autophagosome assembly; autophagy; late endosome to vacuole transport. The record is from RefSeq and is a predicted model, not a curated record. NCBI's taxonomy places the organism in Eukaryota, Fungi, Ascomycota, Leotiomycetes, Thelebolales, Thelebolaceae.